UUCUUCCUUUUAUUGUUCGUUUGCCAAUUGUGGCGUUACAACAAGAGCAAGCUUCGCAAGAAUCGGCUGAAGCAAUCGUCUAAAACGCAAGGAAACAAUAAUAGUUCUACGUGCUCGUCCUCGCUCCCCAGGAUUUUGCGAGGUAACGAAUACUCACGUUUACAAGAUGAAAAGGAUUCACCGCGUUCUUGUUGUGCAACUUGGUGGAGUAGUACCAACGUACCAGCAGUUUAUCUUGUGCUCCCACUCAAAUCACACGAAAAAAGCCGUUCUUUACCGCGGGCUUUUAGAUCACGUCUUGUUCAUGACAACUUUUGGCUUCCCUGCGCUUCCCUUUAUUUACUCUCUAGCCUCUCCUUGAUCGAGAGUUGUCUGUCGGCCAAUUUUGAUAAUGCAGUUCCUCGUCAAUCUGUGCUGCUGCUGCUGCUGCUUGGGAUUUCUGGCUGGAUUCGUCGCUGGAGCUCCAGCCUCUGAUCUUGUCAAAGAUCUCCCAGGCCAGCCCGAAGUUUCGUUCAAGCAGUAUGCCGGAUACGUGACAAUUGACCAGCGAUCGGGCAAGGCACUGUUCUACUACUUUGUCGAGGCAGAGGAGGAUCCCACGAGCAAGCCCCUCUCGCUCUGGCUCAAUGGAGGACCCGGAUGCUCGUCGCUCGGAGGUGGUGCGUUCACGGAGCUCGGCCCUUUCUACCCGGACUCCAAAUCGGAUGGCCUGGUCAGGAAUUCUAAGGCCUGGAACAAAGCAUCAAACGUCUUGUUCGUGGAUUCGCCCAUCGGGGUUGGAUGGUCAUACUCCAACACCAGCUCGGACUACCAAACUUACAACGAUGAAAAGACGUCCAGAGAUCUGGUCAAAUUUUUGCAUGGAUGGUUUAUUAAAUUCCCCGAGUACAGACACAGGGAAUUUUACAUCACGGGAGAAAGCUACGCUGGGCAUUACGUUCCCCAGCUAGCCGUUCGUUUGCUAAAUCACAACAUGCUAGCAAAGAAAAGCCAUCAGUUUAAUCUCAAAGGAAUUGCUAUUGGUAAUCCGGCACUGAAUAGCGCAAUCGACGACGAGGCCACCUACGACUACUACUGGUCACACGGUUUGAUCUCGGACAAGACCUACCAGGGGAUCGUCCACAAUUGUAACUGGCACGACUACGAUUACUCAGGGCCCAACCACAACGUUAGCGUUGAGUGCGUCAAAUAUAUCAGUCAAACGAGCUCCGAGGUGGGUCAAAACGUCGAUCCGUACGACGUCCUCCUCGACGCAUGCCUGCCCGAGGCAGUCCACCAGGAGUUCCGCUUAAGAAAGAUGAAAUCCCAAAGGAGCAUAGGAGUUGAUAUUUGCAUCACGAGAGAGCGAACCAGGUACUUUCGAAGGCCGGAAGUCCAGAGGGCCUUGCACGCCAACACCACAGGCCUGCCGUACGAGUGGUCAAACUGUGAGGGGCCUCUCUACUAUGAUAACGGAAAUCUCAACAUUGACAUGGUCACUGUGCUGGAAAAUUUGCUGGUUCAAGGCCUCCGGAUUUUCAUUUACAGCGGAGAUGCGGACUCGGUGGUACCAUUUCUGGGGACCCGGACGAUAAUCGACAGCAUUGUCAACAGGCUCAGGCUCAAAACAUUGGUUCCAUACUCCGCAUGGUAUUCUCAAAGCCAGGUGGCUGGGUGGACGCAAGUUACUGGAAACUUGACCUUUGCCACGGUCAAAGGCGCCGGACACAUGGUUCCGUAUGCUCAGCCCACGCGAGCCCUGGUCAUGUUUCAAGCGUUCGUGAACAACAAAAACCUUCCACGCCAGUAGCGAUGAUAACGCGAAUUCUUUUUUUCUGAUGUGGUUUCAUCAAAAAAGAUGGAACCAUGUAUCAUCUCCUAACCGUUUUCCUCCACUCGUUGACUAAUCGAUCACGAUAACACAGUUUGUUCUC
This is a messenger RNA of Selaginella moellendorffii, 1913 nucleotides long. Its product is annotated as serine carboxypeptidase-like 42. Gene Ontology annotation, biological process: proteolysis. Bases 392 to 1789 code for a protein of 465 amino acids. The transcript has 10 exons. Gene Ontology annotation, molecular function: serine-type carboxypeptidase activity. NCBI's taxonomy places the organism in Eukaryota, Viridiplantae, Streptophyta, Lycopodiopsida, Selaginellales, Selaginellaceae. The record is from RefSeq and is a predicted model, not a curated record.